ACUAACGAGGUAUGACAUGGAGUUGGUAACAAAGUGGUUAACACAAAGUUUGACACGAUCUUUCUUGCCUCACUCUCUCCACCCACGUGUCAGCUGAUGGUCUUUCACUGGCUGCCACAAGCACUCUACUCACUGUCUAUCUAUCUCAUCUCGCUUCUCAGUGUCUCUGGUGUGGAAUGUGCAGUAGUAUGUAGCUUACAUUGGCAGGAUGGAUUUCAAAUCAGAACUGCUCAAGUCCAUUUGGUAUGCCUUCACAGCUUUGGAUGUGGAGAAAAACGGAAAGGUGUCCAAAUCACAGUUAAAGGUGUUAUCCCACAAUCUGUACACAGCCCUGCAUAUCCCCCACGAUCCUGUGGCGCUGGAGGAACACUUCCAGGAUAAUGACGAUGGGCCGGUCUCCAAUGAGGGAUACAUGCCCUACCUCAACAAAUACAUCCUGGCCAAGGCAAAUGAUGGGACCUUCGAUAAAGAGACAUUCGAUGACCUUUGCUGGAUGAUGACAGCUAAGAAGAACUACAAGCCAGGCAUGGAGGCUGGCCUGUGCUCCCGGAAAGAUGCUUUUAAACUGUGGUGUCUUUUUAACAUGUUAUCAGAAGACAGGUAUCCCCUUGUCAUGAUACCUGAAGAGGUUGAGUACUUGCUGAAGAAGAUCGCUUCAGCCAUGAGCUUGGAGUGGGAGCGGAAUGGGCUGGAUGACUGCUACUGCCAGGACCCAACGCUACUGGACGGAAUGACGGUCUGGACAUUUCUGGAACUCAUGGGCUCUGGGAGGCUCCUGAAAAGUGAGGGCACAGGGGCGGUGAGCCUGGCUGUGGAUGAAGUCUUCCAGGAAAUGUACCACGAUGUGCUGAAGAAGGGCUACAUGUGGAAGAAGGGGCUGGUGCGCAGGAACUGGAAUGAGCGCUGGUUCGUGCUGAAGCCCUCUGUCAUCCAGUACUAUGUCAGUGAGGACCUGAAGGAGAAGAAAGGAGAGAUCCUGCUGGACAAAAGAUGCGUUACGGAGGCUAUUCAGGAUAAGGAAGGCCGACGCUGCCUUUUCUGCAUAAAAACAGCCAACAGGACAUUCGAGAUUAGUGCGUCCGACCUGAAGCACCGUCUGGAGUGGAUGCAAGCAAUCCAAACAGCCAUUCGUCUCCUAGCCGAGGGCAAGAGGUCUCUACACAAGGAGCUGAAGCUGCGCCGGCGGGAGAACAGAGAGCAGAGCUCGAAGCAGCAGACACUCCAGGGCCUGCAGGAGGAGAAGAGGCAGGAGAGGCAGAUCCAGGAGAGGGAGCAGCUGGAGGCUGAGGCUCUCCAUAAAGAGGAGGAGGAGAGGGAGCAGCAGCAGCACAUGCAGCGAGCCCUGGAGAGGCAGCUCAGAGAGGCAGAGAAGGCUCGAGCUAACAUGGAAACAGAGAUUGCUCAGAAGGAGGCCGAAUCAGAGAAGCAGCGACUGCGAAUCCGGGAGCUGGAAAUGAUCCAGAAGGCCUUGGAGAAAGCGCUGGAGGCAGAGAUCCUGGCGAGAGUGGAGGAGGAGCGGGCCAGGGUCAGACAGGCCAGUUUGCUGGAGGAGGAAGAAGACAAGCUGAAGCAACUGAGCCGUCUGAAGCAGGAGCAGGAGGCUCUGUUACAGCAGACCCAGCAGGAGAAGCAUGAGAUACUGCAGGACAUGACAGAGAAGGCCCAGGCCUUAAAGGUGGCCAGCCUUGAGCUGGAGAAGCUGCAGGAGUCCAGGCAGAAGAGCAACCAGUUCCUGGAGGAAGCAAAGAAGAAGCUGUGCAGAGCCAGCUGCCACGUGAAACACUGGAACGUGCAGCUGAACCGUCUGAUGAAGCCCAUCUCUCCAGGAGGUCAUGUGGGACAUGAUCAGCCUGCAUUGAACACAGAGCUGCCAGUCCACCAAAGAGGGGCUUUCGCUAGCAACGAGUUCAUUGUCAAGAAGCAACUCUGUAACACUGAUCGCAGGCUGCCUGGAGCGCACAUUCCAAACAGCCAAUCCGUGUGGCCGUCCCGGCUGUAUUCUGAGGGGGAGGAGGAGGAGGAGGAGGAGGAGGAGGAGGAGGUUCAGGAGCAGCUGAGGAAGGUCUCUCUCACGGAAACCGACAGCAAAAGAUGUGAAACCAACAGGUCCAGUCAUUAGACAGGAGGAAAUUCAAACUUGAGACACUGCAGAAGCAGAUCUGUAGAGUGAUUUCUUCAAGACCAGUGCCACACUAACUGUAUUUGACCUCCAGGCCUAUUGAUAAGAGCAAAACCAGCAGAAUCACAGCUUCUGCUGGUUUAAAAAUAAGACAGACACCUUGAUUUAUUUUUUAGCAUGGAACGUUACUUUAACUGUGGCAUUUGGUAAACGGUUUAUAUGGACUGCUGUAUUUGGUAAUGUUGUUUCUAUUUUUUUUAUUAAAUACAAUUAGCUGCC
Messenger RNA from Acipenser ruthenus (sterlet), 2398 nucleotides. RefSeq names its product differentially expressed in FDCP 6 homolog. Lineage: Eukaryota; Metazoa; Chordata; Actinopteri; Acipenseriformes; Acipenseridae. The record is from RefSeq and is a predicted model, not a curated record. The transcript is spliced from 13 exons. The coding region runs from base 209 to 2119 and encodes 636 amino acids. Gene Ontology annotation, cellular component: nucleus; cytoplasm.